UUUGAGGUGGUUGAUGUCACUUGGCGAUAUUCUUGUAAACAUGAAGAGGUAAUCUCCAGAAGAACUCUGAUUAAAGAAGAAUUACUUCGAGAAACUAUUAAUGGACUUAAUAAGCAGAGGCAAAUGUCUUUGUCAGAAAACAGAAGAAAAGAACUUCUCCAGAGGAUCAUUGUGGAGCUUGUUGAAUUUAUUUCUCCCAAGACCCCUAAACCUGGAGAACUUGGUGGAAGAAUAUCUGGGUCAGUGGCUUGGAGAGUAGCCCGAGGUGAAAUGGGUCUAGAGAAAAAGGAAGCCAUGCUCUUCCCCUCUGAAAAUGAGAAGAUUUCUAAACAGCUUCACCUUUGUUAUAAUAUUGUGAAAGAUCAUUAUGUUCGAGUUUCAGAUAAUAAUCAAAUCAUUUCUGGAUGGGAAAAUGGUGUAUGGAAAAUGGAAAACAUGAAACAGACUGUAGAAACAGACUGGAACAUGGUGUAUUUAGCCCGAAAGGAAGGAUCAUCUCAUGGUCAUAUUUCCUGGAAGUUUGAGUGUGGAUCAGUUGGCCUAAAACUAGAUAGCAUUACCAUUAGAACAAGUAGUCAAACCUUUCAGACUGGAACAAUACAGUGGAAACUGCGAUCUGAUACAGCACACGUAGAACUGUCCGGCGAUAAAAUUCCUCGCUCCUAUCAUGAUUUUUCUGGUGCCACAGAAGUUAUUUUGGAAGCAGAAUUAAGCAGAGGAGAUGGUGUUGUUGCUUGGCAACAUACUCAGCUAUUUAGACAAAGCUUAAAGGACCAAGAAGAAAAUUGUUUGGAGAUAAUUAUAAAAUUCAGUGACCUUUGAGAACCUGAAUAUUAUAGAAAAGCUGGCAAUAAUCAAGGACUUACCAUGUUUUAGAUUAGUCUGCUGGUUCAGUGCAUGCUUAGCGGGCAAUUUACUACUCUGCUAGCAUAUUUCUUUUGCUAGCUAUCCAUCAUGUAACCCUCCUGGAAAUAUAUCUUUGUACUAUGGACCAUAAUUAAACCUUGAAUUAAAAGCUCCCUUCCAUAUGUGACUGUAAUUUGGAGUAAAGUCUCAUUGCCCCAAUAUGAGAUUUUAAUCUAAAAAGUAUAAGCAUAGUUUAAAGUAAAAUGAAGGUAUUCAUGAUUAAAUGCUGUUCAUGAUUAUGAUAAAAGUUUAAGCUAGUAAUAGUAACUUGAUAUUUUAUGACCAGCUAUUGAUUUCUUCAUAAGUUAAUUGAAUCAGGUUUCUUAAGAUUUUUAAUUUUUAAUAACUGUGAAAGUGUAGUAUCUCAUAAGUUAUGCAUGAAAAUUUUUAUGAUUGUAAAUAUGUAGUCAUUUAAGAAAUAAAUUGAAUUAUUUUGCUUUAUAUCUUUUUAGUGGUUACUUUGCCUAAAUAAAAAUCUUUAAUAAGUAUGCUAACAAUUGAAAACAGCUUGAAUAGACAAGAGUUAUGAAAACAUUGACUGCAUAAAUUUAUAUACAUUAUAAGUCCAUAAUAUGUAGACUCAUCAGAAAAUGUUUUACUUUUGAUUUUUCUUUUGAGUAUUUUUAUCUACCUCAUUGAAUAAACUAUCUUGACUUUGAAACCAUG
Messenger RNA from Myotis davidii, 1572 nucleotides. RefSeq names its product peptide-N(4)-(N-acetyl-beta-glucosaminyl)asparagine amidase. The record is from RefSeq and is a predicted model, not a curated record. Gene Ontology annotation, cellular component: nucleus; cytosol; cytoplasm. The transcript has 5 exons. The annotation marks the transcript as partial. Lineage: Eukaryota; Metazoa; Chordata; Mammalia; Chiroptera; Vespertilionidae. Gene Ontology annotation, biological process: protein deglycosylation; protein quality control for misfolded or incompletely synthesized proteins; glycoprotein catabolic process. Gene Ontology annotation, molecular function: peptide-N4-(N-acetyl-beta-glucosaminyl)asparagine amidase activity.